UACUUAUUAUGUUGUUCAAUUAUGUCUCCUAGUGAUAUGUUGAAAUAAGCAGUAUUUCGCGUUUUACGCCUACGUGUAUCAGUGUGUUCAGUUUCGUUUUCUUGUGCAAGUUUAAAUUUGUAUGUGUGUGUUAUAUGUUUAUAUGUAUGUAUGCUUGUGUAUGAGAGUGGAGGAAGCUCCAAAGCCGCGGAAGUAACAAGAAAUACAAAUGAAAACGCAAAAAAUAUAUAGCAUAUGAAAAUUAAAGCAACUAACAUCGACGUCAGCUUUGAGCAAGUACGAAAAAACCGAAAGCAAAAUACCAGCUGGUGUGGACGAGGAUAAUGUCGAAUCAGGCACAGAUCGACUAUGACAGGCAAUUCCAAGAGGACUUGGCCAAGGCAACGGCGCUCAGUCUGGAGCAGCAGGCCCUCGAUGACUACAGGCGAAACAAGAAGUACGGCACUGGCUAUCAAACAGUCAAUGCCGAUUACUACACUCAACAGCAACAGCACCACCAACAACUACGAGGUCACAGUGUAGCUCAGCGACGACACUCGGAAGUGCAUCAGGCGAGCUCAUCCUUUAGCAGCGCGGGACGGUCGAGCACGCCGCCGGCUCAGACUAACAAUGGCAAUGGGGACAACGAUCUGAUCUGCUUUGCCAGUCCCACAAGUAAGCAGCCGACGUCAGAGAGCGGCAGCACCUUCGAGCGGCUAAUUGAGGAUCUACAACGUCUACAGACCAAUAAUUCCCAAACGGCGUUGGUGCCAGUGGGUCCGGUGGCGGCUGCAACGCCAAUGCCCGUGCAGUAUGCAACACCACCGUAUGGUGUGCCACCAAGUGGGGCAGGCGGCGUUGGCAUGCAGCUGGUGCCAUAUCAAGCGCCCACGCAACAGUCACAACAACGACCACUAAAUAACGAGGAACUGCAGCGGCUCUACAGCAUGUCAAACCAAUUGGCACUACAGCCAGUCGUCCCGGUCCAGCCUGCUGGCUUUGUGUACUAUCCAACUUUCUCUGCACCAGUUGUGCCCGGCUCGGCUGCCUAUAUGCCGCCACAGUAUCCAUCACAGGCUUAUGGCUAUGGCUUUGCGCUCAACAACGGUGGCAGCUCGCACGUGGAUUUUGCACGUCCACAUAGCACUCCAGCAACAGCAACAGCAGCAGCAAUACCAACUCCAGUACCAGCUUCCAGCCGUUCUGUUCCACAUUCCGGCGCUGCAACGCCAGCUGCAUUCAAUUUGAGACGAGCCACACCUCCAGUUGGCAGCUGCCCGUCCGUUGGACCCGCGUUGCCAGCUCAGCGCAGCGGUAACGAUUUGAUCGAUUUGAAGCAGGAUGACUAUGCCCGAGUCAGUGUUCUGGAAGCUUUUGAUCCGCUGCUGAAUGAAAAUUCUGGCAACGACGGCGCCUCCGACUGCACUUCCUACUACGCGGACUACGAUCCCUUUGACUUCCUCUAUAGCGGCGACAAUGGAACUCAGUACUCGGAUCCCAUGUACGAGGCGGUCAACCGAUGGGACAAGAGCGCCGUUAAUAGUGGCAGCGUUAGCUCCAUUGGCUGGCGACAGGAUUACCUCACUCAGCCCUCUCGUUCCCACUCAUCGUCACCCACAUGGACAACAGCAGCAGUUAUAGCUGCAGCUGCGACGACAUCGGCGCAAGCAACUGACAGACCUAACUCGGGCUCGAUAUCACCGCCACCGCCAUUGCCGCCACGCAAUCAACAGCUGUAUGAGACAGGCGCAAGAACUUCGACUAUUUCGACGACAUCGUCCAAGCCACAUCAACUGGCGCCGUUCACAGACAGCUAUACCAACAGCAUACCAGCCCACGUCGUCCUAGAUCGUCGGAAAAAUUUUACACGCCUCUACCAGCUAAUCAGCGAGCAACGCACGGAUGAUCCCGAGCUCUUAGAGUUCUAUCAUAUGGUGCGGGAUCUGCGAGGAAGCUAUAAACAUGGAGACAAAAAGACAAAUCUGGGACACAUAAUAGCCGCCGAGUUCAACUAUCAUUACAUGAUGGACACCAGCAUAAAGGUCAUUGUACAUCCGGCUACGAAUACGCUGCAGCCGCACGCUCUUUCCAAUUCAUUGGCUGGAGAACAGAUCAAGGGCUAUGGCACCCCAGUUACCUUCACCUGUGACAUUGACUCAGUUGUGGCUCAGGUGGUGGCGCAGGCGUUGGCCUCCCUCGAGGGACAGGUGCAGGGCACAGUCACAGACUAUGUGGUCAAGCCCAUUGGCUUGUUGGAGUGGCUGGCACCCACCUCAAGGCUAAGCCAGCUUGAGUGUGUGCAUAAUAGCUUCCAGUUGGAGAAGGAUGUGCAUUUGGGGUUGUGCUUGCGCACCACUGCUAAUAUGGAAGCCAUUGCUCGCACUGAACAGGACGACGACAAUGACGCAGAUCUGCAGCCGGAACAAGUGCUGCCCAACGAAGUGGUGGCUAUUGUUACCUACGACAACAUGAUGAUACUCAUUGAAACGCUUGAAACGGAAAUCGAUAAGCUCGAAUCGGCGGCAGACGGUGCACCAGCGGGCCGCACCGUCGUCAGCUGCUCGGGCGUAGUGCAAGCUGUGAAAGCUAUAUGUGCAUUGCUUGGAUCUAUUGACACGCUGGAGAUUGCGCGUUGCAUUUCUGACUUGAAGCGCAUAUGCGAGGAGGCCCAGACCAAGUAUGCAACCUUGGCGGUCUCUAACAAUCCAGAGAUUAUCAGUGACUAUGGCGAAUAUGCUCAAGUGACGCUACGACCUCGCUCCACGCUAGAACAAAUCAAAUUAAAGUGCAAUAGCUUGCGCGAUGCUGUCCAGGAGCUAAUUGAACUCUAUGCCAAUGUGUUCCGCGUUGCUUUCUCGGUGAAGACGCCGGACUUCGCCACAACGCCCAUACCCGUAUCGUGUGUGUCCAAGCCGAUUGUGGUGAGCAUCAAUUGCCUGCACAGACCGCCGCUAAACUGGAAAUACGACGAUUACUCACUUUGCGUGCAGCUUGUCUAUGGUACGCGCCUGUUGUCCAAACCAAACGUCUUAAGCUGUUCCAAUGAUACGACCGGCGGCCUGUUUCCACGGUUGAACUUCAGUGCUUGGUUAACCUUUGACCAGCAUCCAAUAUGCACGCUGCCACGAGAAGCGCGACUCACGUUUGUACUCUAUGGCAAACAGGCAGCUAGCGAGAAUGAGCCAAAUGCCGAGCCAAAUGGAGAAAGGAGACAGGUGACCACGGAGCUGGGUUGGUGUUCCAUUCAGCUUUUUGACUUUAAGCGUACCAUGAUCUGUGGUCCCUAUUUACUGUCCGUUUGGCCACCAACCACUGAUAAAAUGCUGGGACCAGCUCCAGCUCGUGGCUGUCAUCCUCACCCCGACUUCUGUCCAGUGCUUAGCAUUGAAAUACCUCCCUAUGGCGGUCGCAUAGAGUUUCCCGAGCAUCAGGAGGCGCCUAAGCAGGCACCGCACUAUGACUUUGCCUCGCUGGAUGCUAAUCUACAGGAAGAGUUGUUGAAUACAGCCGAGCUGGGCUAUUCAGGCGCAACGGAGCUCCGCGAGGUUUUCUGGGAAAAGCGGCUAUACUUGCAGAACUAUCCAAAUGCGUUGCCCAAGGUUUUACAUGCGGCACAUAGCUGGGAUUAUGCCAAUCUGAUUGACUUGCAUUCCUUGCUGCACUCCUGGGCGCCGUUGUCACCGCUGCAGGCAUUGGAGCUGCUGUUACCACGCUAUCCGGAUGCCAAAGUGCGCGAAAAAGCUGUCGAGUGGAUUUCAAAUAUGCCCAACGAUCAACUGGUAGACUUUUUGCCACAGCUAGUGCAAUCGUUGAAACACGAUACGUACGAGGCUUCCGCGCUUUCGCGUUUUCUACUCUCGAAGUGUUUGGAGUCGCCGCGCUUUGCCCACCACAUGUACUGGUUGCUGGUGCACAGUCUGCCCGAUGAUCCGCUCAACUCGAUUGGCGCCUCACUGGUGGAUCAGGACUACGACGAGUCGCAAAUCACACAGGCGCGUUACUAUCGCCGUAACAAAAUGAUGCUGCGCGCUCUCAUGGCCAUCUGUGGCGAGAAGCUGCUCAAACGUUUCAUGUAUCAGCAUCGCAUGUGUCAGAAUCUGUCCAAGAUUGCGGAGUCCGUUAAGGAAGCUAAGGAGUCGAUGCGUCAAAAGAGUCUGGUAGCAGGCAUGGAUGAAGUUCAUCAGGAUUUGCUAGAGAAGCCCACCUGCCUGCCACUGGGUCCUGAGCUAGAGGUAUCGGGUGUUAAUGUGCGCAACUGCAGCUACUUCAACUCCAAUACGCUGCCCCUGAAAAUCACAUUUGUGGGACCAGAUGCUGAGCCUCUACCAGCUAUUUUUAAGUGUGGAGAUGAUUUGCAACAGGAUAUGCUUACGAUCCAGCUGAUACGCAUCAUGAAUAAGAUGUGGUUGGCCGAACGCUUGGAUCUUAAGAUGGUAACAUUUAAUUGUGUGCCUACCGGGUACAAGCGCGGCAUGAUCGAACUAGUCUCAGAAGCCGAAACACUACGGAAAAUCCAAGUGGAAUGCGGUCUCACUGGCUCCUUCAAAGAUCGACCCAUUGCCGAAUGGCUAGGCAAACAGAAUCCAAGUCCGUUGGAAUAUCAAAGUGCAGUGCGCAAUUUUACACUAUCCUGCGCCGGCUACAGCGUGGCGACCUACGUGCUGGGGAUCUGUGAUCGACACAACGACAACAUAAUGCUUAAGACCUCAGGACAUUUGUUUCACAUUGAUUUUGGAAAGUUUUUGGGCGAUGCUCAAAUGUUCGGUAAUUUCAAAAGAGAUCGCACUCCUUUUGUGCUCACCUCGGAUAUGGCAUAUGUUAUCAAUGGGGGUGACAAACCGUCUACGGAUUUUCACUACUUCGUUGAUCUCUGCUGUCGUGCCUUCAACAUAGUCCGCAAGAACGCUGACCUGUUGCUGCAUACACUUGCGCACAUGGCCACAGCGGGAAUGCCUGGCGUGAAUUCAAAUGCGGUCACCUACGUGCGCCGUGCUCUGCUGCCUUCACAAUCGAAUCCCGAGGCGGCGGCCACAUUUGCCAAAAUGAUACAAUCCUCGUUAAAGAGUUGGUUCACACAAUUCAAUUUCUUUCUGCACAACUUGGCUCAGAUGCGCUUCAAUAACGACGAGGGCUCUGGCGAGCUUUUGUCCUUUGUACCUCGCAAAUACACCAUGCAGCAGGAUGGUCGGCUGAAAAUUGUCAAAGUAGUGCGCUUCCAGAAGCACUACAGCAUGGAGAAGUAUUAUAUGUACAUUCUGCAAGUAACUCGUCACGGUCAACUGGAUCCAACACAUCUGUUCCGCUCGUAUCGCGAGUUUACCGAGUUUCAUCAAAAGUUGUGCAUGCACUUUCCACUGGUCAAGCUCCAAAGCUUACCAACGGGUGUCCAUGUGGGUCGAUCGAACAUCAAAUCUGUUGCCGAGAAGCGUUUACCUCUGAUACAGCGUUUCUUGAAAUCACUAUUCGAUGCAGCUGAGGAAAUCGCGCACUCCGAUUUGGUAUACACAUUCUUUCAUCCGCUGUUGCGCGAUCAGCAGGAGGCCAAAUUGGAGAUGCCCAAGAUAAAAGAGGUCAAGCGUCAGCCCUCGCGGGAUAAUCAUAAUGAAAUUGGCCAGAUACGCCUUUCGCUGCAAUAUCAACGCGGCGUGUUAACUGUGAUGAUACACCACGCCAAAGGACUGCCCAUGCUGCAGGGCGGCCAAGAGCCAAACACCUAUGUCAAAUGCUACCUGAAACCGGAUCCAACGAAAGUGACCAAGCGCAAAACCAAAGUAGUGCGCAAAACUUGUGUGCCCAGCUUCAUGGAGACGUUGGAGUACCGCAUGCCUCUGGACAUUGUGCAACAGCGCAGGCUGCAGGUGACCAUCUGGUCACAUGAUACUUUGCAGGAGAACGAGUUGCUUGGCGGCUUUGAAUUGGACCUCUCCAAACAUGAUUUGCGUCAGGAGCUGUGCGACUGGCAUCGUUUGGGAUCGGUGCCUAGGAAUUGAAUAUUGUCUGCUGACGGUCACUAAACGACAAUCUGACCUAGUUUUAUACGCGCACACACUCACUCAACUACUCUCACACACACUUAUACACAUAUAUGUCAGUGCCUGUCUUUUCAAAGCAAUAAUACUUACAUACUCAACGUGAUUGUA
Drosophila hydei is the source of this 6119-nucleotide messenger RNA. It is a transcript of the gene Pi3K68D, whose product is annotated as phosphatidylinositol 4-phosphate 3-kinase C2 domain-containing subunit beta. The record is from RefSeq and is a predicted model, not a curated record. The transcript has 16 exons. Gene Ontology annotation, cellular component: plasma membrane; cytoplasm; phosphatidylinositol 3-kinase complex. Gene Ontology annotation, molecular function: 1-phosphatidylinositol-3-kinase activity; phosphatidylinositol binding; 1-phosphatidylinositol-4-phosphate 3-kinase activity. The coding region runs from base 324 to 5969 and encodes 1881 amino acids. Gene Ontology annotation, biological process: phosphatidylinositol-3-phosphate biosynthetic process; phosphatidylinositol-mediated signaling; cell migration. Lineage: Eukaryota; Metazoa; Arthropoda; Insecta; Diptera; Drosophilidae.